This is a messenger RNA of Suillus subalutaceus, 1741 nucleotides long. RefSeq lists its product as uncharacterized. The transcript is spliced from 3 exons. The record is from RefSeq and is a predicted model, not a curated record. Lineage: Eukaryota; Fungi; Basidiomycota; Agaricomycetes; Boletales; Suillaceae. Bases 62 to 1633 code for a protein of 523 amino acids. Gene Ontology annotation, molecular function: protein binding.
UUUUCACGUAAGCUUCGACGUCGACGUUUGCCCGUGCCAUCGUCAUAGAAUACUACUACCAAUGGGUCAGCUCUUUGCAAUCUUGCAGGGACCAAAGAAUACGUGGUCGCUUCCCCCUGAACUUUGGCAGCAUUGCUGGAGUUUCCUGGCGGUUGAUGAUCUCCUUGCCGUGUCAUCCACUUGUCUGUCGUUUCGUUUUACCUGCAAAGACCUGUUGUUCAAGAACAUCACCACUACUAUCCCAUACAAGCGCACUAUCCGGCACAUAUUCCAGCCUCGAAAUGAAGAUGUUACACGAAUCGCACGAGCGCGCCGACUUCUUCUUCGUCUUCACGCGCUUCAAAGUGACAGUGACGCUCGGGAGGUACUCGGGCUGGUGGAGACAUGGAGCAUCAGGACCUUUGGAUCGCCCGCUCCGUUAGAAGAAACAGAGAUCAUGCAAUAUGACAAAGCUGGCUUCCCCUUCGUACAACCAUCCAUCUCGAUUUUCCUCAUUUUACCAUCAUGCAGAAACCUUCGCGUAUUGAACAUUUCAGAUAUUCACAUUGAGGAAGAGCGCUGGUCUGCGCUGGUGAAAAUACCUCAGCUGGAAUGCCUCAACAUGGAACGAUGCAAUCUGUCAUCCACUGCCAAGGCUAUGAAGCUCAAAGUCGUAUUAAUCACCUAUGAGGCACAUCGUGACCCACCACCCGUACCACCUCCAACCAGACAGCUGAUUUCCUCGCUCUUCAACCUUCGACAUCUAGAAAGACUCACACUACUCGACCUCACCUUCUCGAACUCUUUUCUCCUUGGACUCGUUCGGUUGGGGCAGUUCGAGAACCUGAAGCAUCUUUCUGUGGUGGUACCGGAAACUCACAUGGACACGCUGUUUACCUUCUUGAGCAAAACACCUUCGCUCGCAUCGCUCACUAUUUCGAAUUUCUCAACCAUGGCCAAGCCUAGCAAGCCCGUUAUACAAUCUGUUGUUCCCAACCUCGUGGCCUACGACGGGUUUCCGACUCUUAUCCCCAUUUUACUUCCUGGGCGGCCCGUCAAUGUUAUUUGUUUGAGGAUGAAUCACAGGACCGAUCCUCGCGCCAGUCUUGGCAAUCCCUUUGGCGUCUACGACAACAAUGUUGUUUGCAAAGCAUUGAAUGACUGUUCUGCGUCUACUCGCAUGGUACACGAUCUCAUGCUCUCUCCCUUUCAUCCUACUCCCGACAGCAUGCAGGACAUCGUGCGCAUCCACCCAGAUCUUCGCCAUCUGCAGCUUGAUAUCCUCCGCACGCCAAACAUCAAUAUGGGUGUUGACGAAGAGGGACCCAUGUCACUUAUCAUGGACAUGCUUGCUAAUGUCGUGGAAGCGCAAGAUAGCGAUAACUUCUCACACUAUCCACUGUUCUUGAUAUCGGGUUUCUUGAAUUGGAUCGCUAACGGUCAUCUCCCACUUCCGGCAAACCUCGAGACGCUGCAUCUCCAUUAUUACCAAAAAUCGGUGACAGUUUGCGGCGAUGCCACAAAGCAACGACUCCUCAUGCCAAAGAUCUCCGCAGCUUAUCCUGCGCUGCAUGAAAUUGAGAUGGGCACCACGCGCUGGUGGAGAGAGGGUGAUUGUUGGUCCCAUGAGGUACUCGCACGCACUCAGCUAUGAGGUGUAGGGUUAUAGGCCGUCUUUAGUUGUGAACCACGUGGCUUUGUUACUUGUAAUAGGCUUUUGCCUGUGUAGGUUGUGUGUAUCAGAAGCAUGAUUAUAGUUGGA